Messenger RNA from Solenopsis invicta (red fire ant), 1869 nucleotides. It is a transcript of the gene BCAS2, whose product is annotated as pre-mRNA-splicing factor SPF27. The record is from RefSeq and is a predicted model, not a curated record. The transcript is spliced from 3 exons. Gene Ontology annotation, biological process: mRNA processing. Gene Ontology annotation, cellular component: Prp19 complex; catalytic step 2 spliceosome; precatalytic spliceosome. Lineage: Eukaryota; Metazoa; Arthropoda; Insecta; Hymenoptera; Formicidae. The coding region runs from base 114 to 857 and encodes 247 amino acids.
CAUACAGUUUACUUUCUUCUCUAUUUCUUACUCUUUGACAUAACACUUAUGAGUGCAGUUUGUUUACUAAAAAUUUGCAAAAGAUUAACGGAGUAAUUAUUAUUUAAUAUAUUAUGGCUGGAGAAGUGAUUGUCGAUGCCUUGCCGUACAUCGAUCAGGGAUAUGAUGAGCCGGGCGUGCGGGAAGCGGCAUUGGCGAUGGUGGAGGAGGAGACACGACGUUACAGGCCGACGAAAAAUUAUCUAGAGCACCUACAGCCUCUCUGCAUAUCUGCCUUUGAGACAGAGGUGAUGAAGCACGAAUUCGAGAGGAUGCAGAAUCGUUUGCCAAUGGAAGUGCUCAGUAUGAAUCGUUACGAGCUGCCACCACCUUCGUCUGGCAAAAUGAAUGACUUAGCUGCGUGGAACGAGAGUGUGGAGAACAGUAGCGCACAAUUAGAGCAUCAAGCUACUAGAAUCUGUAAUUUGGAGCUGAUGAUGGAUUACGGUUGCGAGGCAUGGAAGUCUUAUUUGGAAGUGCUGGUUCAGCUACUAAGUCAGGCUCAGAAGCAGCUGCAGACGCUGAGAAAGAAAAUUCAGGAGAUCAACUGGCAACGGAAAUCGAUGCAGACUCAGGGAGGCGACAAACUGCGGGCACUCGAAGCACAGUGGGUCGGUCUGGUAUCCAAAAAUUACGAGAUCGAGCAGGCUUGCGUGCACCUGGAGGAGGAGAUGCAGAAGAUUAUGAUAAACAAGGAAGCUGUAGAAAUUAAUGAUGUACCAGCGGAGGAAGAGUCUGACGUGCCGGAGAACAGUGCCACAGAAACCAUGGCGUUACAGAUGCAGCAGCAAGAGAAUCAGGACAAUCACUUAGUGUAACAUAAAUUAUAUAUAAACAAAAAUAAUUUAUACACAGAUAUAUCGAUGGAAAAGUAAAUUUUGGGAAGAAACAAUUUUUCCCAAUUUCUUUUAAGAUAAUGUGAUCUUUAUUAUCUCUGUUGACGGUUUUAAAAUGAUUUCUUUCACAUUUAAAACUCUAAUAAGUAAUUUAUCAAUAAAAUCCGUUGUUAUUAUCACAAUUGUAUUUUUUCAUAUUUAAAAAAAAAAUGAAAAAAGCCGAGUUUUUUCCUCGAUUUUACUUUUCUGAAAAAUAAUGAUAAAUUCGUACUCACCAAAUAUUCGUGAACGCAUUGUGAGGGAAUUGUCUAUAAUAAAGCACAGUUUAUUUCAUUAUAGUUUACACGUAUCACACUUGUUGUUUAUGCUUUUACAAUAUACAUAUGUACACGAUUAUCGAUAACGCGAUACACUACUAAUUAAUUAUUUGUAAUUUACGACGUGCUGAAGGAUCUGUUUUUAUAUAGGCUCGUGUAUCGACACAUUGCACACAUUGCGUAGGCCUAGCUGAAUUGUUUCUUUUUUUUUUUUUUUUUGUUAUUCUCGUUAGGACAGCAGCAAUAUACUGUGAUAUAAUUACAAAGCGAAUAGCCAAGCGCCUUUUUACUUUCAACUAUUCGGUGUAAAAAAAUACGUGUGUGACUCGAUCUCCAUUUUUGCAUUAUGCAAUUGUGUUUCUUUGCGACGACAGGAUAGACGUUAAAAAUAAUUAUUGGAUUACUUGCACCAUACGUCAUUUUUGCCAUUUAAUCACCCGACUGUCAUAAGGAUGUUUCGCUGGCGCCAGAACUCUGAGACUGCAGUGCCAUGCUUCCCUUGUAGCCCAUCGAUUCCUCCUCUAGUAGAGCUAUUCGCUGUUUCAGUGUUUUCACCUGUAAGCGAUAGAAAAUUAAUUUAAGAGAGAGAAAUAACACAUCUCUACAACAUACAUGAUGUAUAUAUACAUUCAAUGCGAUCUUUACUAAUAUAAAUUACAGUUUUAACCCUGGAGUCA